Molecule: messenger RNA, 3019 nt
Organism: Dacryopinax primogenitus
Lineage: Eukaryota; Fungi; Basidiomycota; Dacrymycetes; Dacrymycetales; Dacrymycetaceae
Product: pH-response regulator protein palC
Exons: 8
Coding region: 92-1384 (430 amino acids)
Biological process (GO): cellular response to pH
Cellular component (GO): plasma membrane
Source: RefSeq, a predicted model, not a curated record
GUCAUUCCCUCCUAGCAAUUGUACAACAACGCAAUACUCUCAUCUUCUCACCUUUCUCAUCUCUCUUGCUUGCUAUCUCCUACACUUGGUCAUGUCUGUAUACUACUACGAGCUCCCAACGACAGGAGCAGUGACCUUCGGAGACCUCCUCGACGACCGGACAGGAACCCACACAGAGGACGUCAGCAACACGUCUUCUUCCAGAGCCCAGGUGCGCGGUAUCUUGAAGGAGACGAAGCGUAUGGGCGCCGAGAAGGAUUAUCUGCGUGUGAUCAAAGUCGUCGAAGACUAUCUGCCUCAUUUGGGCGGUAUCAUGGACUGCGUAUUUGCUGAAGAACUUAUGCCAUAUUCCGAGCCCAAGUUCAGCUGGCGGUCAACCCUCUCUUCACAUCUGCUCAAGAACUCUCCUCGAGUGGAAGGCACAGGCUUCUACUACGAGCUCUGCUUUUGCCUUCUUACCUAUGCCUACGGACUGUGCGACCUUGCCCACGCCACAGUCGCUUCUCUGGGCAACUACGAGCAAGAAGGCUACCUCUCCGAAGCAGAACGCAAGGAGAAGGACGAGCAGCUGAACUUUGCCGCUCGUACGCUGUGCAAAGCUGCAGGGAUCUUCAAGUCUAUCCCGGAUGCGAUUCUUCCCCAGUGGGCUAAGGUCAAUUCUGCUAGCUCGAAAGGCAAGGACCGGCCGCCAGAUCUCAGUCCCGAAGUUCUGGCCACACUGCCAAAGGUAGCUAUGGCAGACGCCAACGGGCUAGCAAUACGCAAGCUCAUGUCCCGCUCUGUGGCCGAAUCGAUCGCCGUCCCCGGCGCACCACUACCGAAGUCGCACCCUGCCCCUAGCCUGCUAGGCAAGCUCUGGAUCCAUGUCCACACCGAAUAUGCCACUGCACGAUCGUUGGUGAACAAGUCUACGGCUUUGGGUGUGCGAGAUGAGGUAGACGCGGAUCUGAGGAAGUACUUGGAACAUGGGGCCGCACAUGCACUCGCUAUGGCAUUCAAGUGGUUUGGGAUCGAUGCGGGUGAACGGGGGCGAAACGGCGUGGCGAUGGCGUUCCUUACGGCGGCGAAGGAAGACCUUGCCGAGCUGAAGGAUGUGAAAGGCACGAGCGCGUUGGAGAGUAAGAGCCAGCAGAAGGAGGCCAUCGCGGAGGAAAUCGAUUCGGUGACUCAGUGGUUCGGUCGAUACAAGGUUGCGAACGACUCGAUCACCUUUCAAGAUGUCCCCAGCAAGGCACAAGUGAGAGCGAUGAUUCCCGACGGGGUCGCAGUGCUCAAGCUUCAGUUAUUCUCUUUGCCCAAAGCUGCUUUCGGACCGACUUCGCGCAUGGGAGAGAGCACGGUGGAAGAGCAAGCGGACUACGUACGUGCGGGACAGUAUUUCUAAUUCGUCCAGUGCCUCGGUUUCGCCGUGAAAUAAGUUAUUCUCUGGCAGUUGUAUUCUAAUCAUUCACCAAUGUGUUGGUAUCAUUACAACAGUUAUUAUUCUCAGUCCCAGUCCGUCACCGCCAUCCGUGCUGUCAUGAAGGGAAUGCUGGCAGCCCCCACUCUUCCGGCUUGAACGACGUCAAGUCUGGUAAUAUCUCAUCUGCUCCAUAUGUAUUGUCGGGGUCGAGUGCACGCAAGCGUGGAUCUGGUACCCAGACAACAUUCAUGCAAGCCCGCUUGCCGGCAAUAACGCCAGACUUGGCAUCCUCGAACACUAGUCCCUGUGUCCUCAACUGCUUGUGCUCUCCAGGUACAUCGCAUCCCUCGCUCUCGCCAACAUCAAACCCCAGCUCUCUCGCAGCGAUCAGGAACACGUCCGGCGCUGGCUUUCCCCGUCCCGGCUUUAAGCGCUCGUCGUCCCCGCAUAUCACCCUGCCUCCAAACAGGUCAAAUAACCCAGCAAGAUGCGCCGUCUUGAGGAGGAAGUUGCGUCUUUGAGAGCCGGUCGCAACAGCCAUUGGGAUCCCGCUAGCGUGCAGGUGGGAGACGAGUGCGUGCACGCCUGAGAGGACGGAAGCUGUGGGCCAGAGUGUGUCCUGCAGUUCUCGUCGCUGGCGGAUAUAGUCGUCUACCGUGAGGUCGAUGCCUGGGAAAUGUGAUAUCAGAUGUUCAGACGCUUCACGUUCGGGCAUUCCCAUGAGCCCUGCUUUGAUAUCCCAUGUCAUCUCGACGCCGUAUGGCUCGAGAAUACGGUUCGUGACCAGUGUAUAGACCGACUCGGUGUCGAUGAGCAGGCCAUCCAUGUCGAAUAUCACAUAUUUAAUGGCAGGACGGUUGUGACCGCGUGAUGUCAAGCCAUCUGGUCGACCUCCAUCGCAGGCAGACAACCCGCUCUCGAUGUUGCCACCGUCCCAUCCUCUUCCCUCCAUGCACUCCUGGACGUCGAGCUAGCUGUUCCUUCCACAGAUGCCUAAGCGCCCGUCGCUGAACGAGGGGCCGUCAACCUCUGAACAGCAUGCCCCGCCUGCGAAGAAAGCGCGGACAGCAGCAGCGAUGCCGCAGUUCCUCGCCGGGCUCAGCAUCAACCUCAUCCCUGCAAAGCUGUCCGAUACGCACCUCGCUCACCUCUGCUGUCUCGCUGAGUCACAUGGUGCACGCUUAGUGUCGUCUCCUACUGCGGCGGACGUGGUGCUCACUGCUGUUGGAGCGCGUAAGAGGCUAGAGAGGCAUAUGGACCGGAAGGAAGGCGAGCGGCGCUGGGUGCUGAAGACGCAAUGGCUUGAGGACUCCGCCGCUGCGGGUAAAGUCGAACCUUGGCAGGAGUAUCUCGCUGUGCCGGACCUUCGACCCCGCUCUCCAACGAGCAGGCAGCCUACGCCGGCGUUGACCUCAACUUCGAGCACGGCGCCUAACUCGCCCGAUCAUCUCCUCGCGAGCGCGACUGAUCUACGAAGGACAUUUGAGAACCGCAAGAUACAGGCUGGUAUCUCUCCCAAGCAAGGAAGCAGCUCGUCAGUUUCAGACAACGACAUCCCCCUCGAUUUCACUCCUGGCUGGCCGAUCCCCGAUUCUCGCUAUGCCUGCAAGCGCCGCA